GUGCAACCUGGCACCUAUGCAUGCUCUCUCACACUCCGCUCUUUCUCGUCUCAGACCUCAUUCAAUUAAUUGAUUAAUUCCAUAACUGAAUUUCCUUCGCUUCACUUCGUUCCUUGCAUCCCCAUACCUCGUACUGUGUGUCCCGUAAGCAUCCUAGGAGAUCCGGUUCUCUGUUAAAAAAAAUAAAUAAUUGAAAGAGUGUUUCUCUCUCUGUUACAAGCACAACGCAAGUGGAAAAAAUGAAGGAAACAGAGAAGCUAAUUUGGGAUCAGGGUCGAGGGCCUGGUUCUGGAACUCCAGCACAGCAACGACCCUCGCCCUCACAGAAGCUUAUGGUGUGGCUCAUCCUCUUCGUUUCUAUCACCUACAUGGUUUACACUCUCAAGCUUGUCUCCACGUCAAGCACCUGCAACCAUGGUCCAUUCUCCUCCGUCCACCUCUCUUCUUCCUCUUUCCCCGUCAAUGCCACCGUCACUGUCACUGCCACCGCCUCCCCCAACAGAAAGGAGAAGAAGGAAAUCCGUGAGCAAAAGACGGAGCUCCGUCACGUGGUGUUCGGAAUCGCGGCGUCGUCGAAGCUGUGGGAACAGAGGAAGAACUACAUAAAGAUUUGGUACAAGAAGAAGGAGAUGAGGGGAGUGGUGUGGCUUGACGAUCGCGUGAAGACGAACUCGAAGGAAGGGUUGCCAGCUGUGAAGGUUUCCACCGACACAUCCAACUUCGUUUAUACAAACAAGAUAGGUCACCGCUCCGCCAUUAGAAUAUCCCGCAUCGUGUCUGAAACGCUGCGUUUGGGGAUGAAGAACGUGCGGUGGUUCGUGAUGGGGGACGACGACACGAUCUUCGUGACGGACAAUCUGCUGAGGAUUUUGAACAAGUACGAUCACAAGCAGAUGUAUUACAUUGGGAGCUUGUCGGAGAGUCACUUGCAGAAUAUUUUCUUCUCCUAUGGAAUGGCCUACGGCGGAGGAGGGUUCGCCAUCAGCUACCCUUUAGCUAAGGCUUUGCAGAAAAUGCAGGAUCGUUGUAUUCAGAGGUAUCCGAGUCUCUAUGGUUCCGAUGAUCGAAUGCAAGCUUGUAUGGCUGAACUCGGUGUUCCUCUCACUAAGGAAAUCGGUUUUCACCAGUACGAUGUGUAUGGGAACCUGUUUGGGCUUCUUGCAGCUCAUCCAGUGACUCCAUUGGUGUCACUGCACCAUCUUGAUGUGGUUGAGCCAAUCUUUCCCAAUGUGACGAGAGUAGAAGCGCUUCAACGGCUUACUAUUCCAAUGAAGCUUGACUCAGCAUCGCUCAUUCAGCAAUCCAUCUGCUACGACAAAAAAAAGAGGUGGACCAUUUCAGUGUCGUGGGGUUUCGCUGUUCAGAUAUUUCGUGGGAUAUUUACACCUCGGGAAAUGGAAAUGCCUUCCAGAACUUUCCUGAAUUGGUAUAGAAGAGCAGAUUACACUGCAUAUGCAUUCAACACACGCCCAGUUAGCCGAAACCCGUGUCAGAAGCCUUUCGUGUUUUACUUUUCAAAGGCCAAAUACAAUUCUACAAUGCCACACACAGUGACGGAAUAUGAAAGACAUUAUGUUCCUCAUCCUGAAUGCCGCUGGAAGAUGGCUGACCCUUCUACUCUUGACAAAGUACAGAUAUUUAAGAAGCCAGACCCCCAUCUAUGGGAUAGAGCUCCAAGGAGAAACUGUUGCAGAGUGAUGAAGUCAAACCAGAAAGGAACCAUGAUGAUAGACGUGGGUGUAUGUAAAGAUGGUGAGAUCGGCGAAGCUUAAUUGUGACAAGUUCUGAUUAAUAUUGUUAGGUUCUUGUUCUGAUUAAUGUCUAUAUCUUGGAGCAUAUUUCUUCAUUUAUUGGGUGUUAACUUGAAAUUUUGUCAUUCUGCCCGGGCGCCCUCAAUUUGGGUGAGUUGUGGAAAGAAAGUACAUGUUGUAAGUUCUUAAUAACUGUUAUCAUUAUUGGUUUCAAAUUUGUAUUUCAAUUCAAACAAGUUGCAGAAGAAAUAAUGAAGAAGUUCAAUUUAUAUUUUUUU
Molecule: messenger RNA, 2029 nt
Organism: Abrus precatorius (Indian licorice)
Lineage: Eukaryota; Viridiplantae; Streptophyta; Magnoliopsida; Fabales; Fabaceae
Exons: 3
Coding region: 240-1772 (510 amino acids)
Molecular function (GO): acetylglucosaminyltransferase activity
Source: RefSeq, a predicted model, not a curated record